CCGGAUUGUUCAUCAACUGCGGAGGCCCCAACGUGACAACCCUCUGGUUCGCCGACAGCACAGCCAUCACUUGGGCCUCCGAUGCCCCUCUCAUGACCCUCGGCGCGCCCUUCACUAUCACUCCUGCUGCUGCUGCUGGCAACCGGAGCAACAGCAGCAACAGCAGCAGCAGCUCAGCGCCCUUGAUGGGCAUACGGCCGUUGGCAGGAGUGCAGCGGAACGGGAGUAGUGCAGGGAAUGGUACCAGCGGAAGGAGCAACGGCUCGAUUGUUGACAUUAUUAUCAGCACUUUCAACAGCACUGCCACCAACGGCACUGCCACCAACGGCACUGCAACCAACGGCACUGCAACCAACAGCCCCACAAGCAACAGCACCACAAGCACCAGCUCUCCACCCACCGCUGCUCCAUCCCGCACACCUUCCAGCAUACCUCUACCCUCCCCCAAGAACAACACCACCACGACACCUUCAGACACCAUCCCAAUCACCCCUCCCUCAACCCAAGCCAAAACCCUCCUCACCUUCUCCGACCCCUCUCUAGCCCUCAUGGCGCCCGUAUUCGAAUCCGCCAGGGCGUUCAACGCGCGGGACGGCCUCACUCUCUGGUACUCCCUACCUGUGCCCGAACCUGCUUACUACGUGGUGCGCCUGUACUUUGCAGAGCUGGUGAACCGAGUGCCAGGAGCAAGGCGGUUCAAUGUGAGCGUGGAGGGAACCGAGGUGCUGCCUGCGUUUGCCAUCGGGCAACGCUUCCCUACUGUGGACCGCACCCGCGCAGCUGCUGCUGGGGCUGCUGGUGGUGGUGGUGGUUUCGGACGGGGUUUCGGUGGUAUCAGUGCUGCCGAGGUUGUUUCGACGGUCACGAACAGUGACCUUGUUAGCAUAGCCGGCAGCAGCAGUCCUGUUGCCGGAAGUGGCAGCAACACCAGCGCCAAUACCGGCGCCAACAUCAGCACCAGGCUUACCAACAAGCGCAGGAACAAUAGGAGCAUCAGCAGCAGCGCCAACAGCAGCGCCAACAGCACCAACAGCACCAACAGCACCAACAGCACCAACAGCAGCGCCAACAGCACCAGCAGCAGCGCCAACAGCACCAGCAGCAGCAGCAGCACCAACAGCACCAGCAGCAGCAGCAGCGGCGGGGCUGUGGAGGGCGAUGUGGUGAGGGGGCAUGUGGUGGAGGUGUAUGUGCCGGUGACAGACGGCUCUGUGGACGUGUUCUUCACAUCGGGGGACAUCGGUGACCCCAUCAUCUCCGCCAUCUCUGUGCUCGAGUGCCCAAAAGGAAUGUACAACCUCUCAGCACCGAACAGCACCACUGUGCUUGCCUCGCUCUACCACAUCGGGGCGGGACUGCCGCCCAACUCGUUCUUCCUGGACGCCAUUGGCCGCUCGUGGUUGCCUGACACGCCGUACCUUGCCGCCCCUUCGCCGGCCAACACAAUUAUCGUGGACAACACUCCUGGGGGUUACACCUCAGUUUUCUCAGUGGAGAACGCAGACAACCCCAACAUGCCGCCAGAUGCCGUGUUCACUAAAUGGCGCACAACUGUGAACGGGCACGAGACGGAGCCCUUGGCCAGGUUCAAGGCGCACACGCUGCAGUACGUCUUCCCCGUGCCGCCCUCCACGCCCCUCGCUGUCUUCCUCGGCUUCCAAGACGGGCUCUUUGACUUCCAGGGAGCGCGCUUUCUGCAAGUGUUUGUGGACGGCCAACUGGCUUUGAAGCCCUUUGAUGCCUUCGCUCCGCUCGCCACCUAUUUGGCCAAGGAGCUUUACGUCACCAGCAACACCUCUGGCUUCCUCACUAUCGAGAUUGCCAAUGCCAAUUACACCGGCUUCACAUGGGACGCGUUUGUGAAUUCAGUGGAGUUGUUUCACGUGCUGCAGUGGGAGGAGGGGCGGGAGGCAGCAUUCAAGACCACGCUGCAGGCGGCACAGCAGCAGGCAGAUCCAACUGUCGUCGUGCAGUCCGUCUGGCGGGGUAUCCUGCUGGGAGUGGUGUCAGCAGCCAUGGUGUUGGCUGUCGCCCUGGCAGUGCUGUUAGGCAUGAGAUGGCUCAAUGCGCGCAGAGCAGCAGCAGCAGCGGCUGAAGCAGAACAGGAGAAGCUCCUGGGCGCCCGACCCCGCAGCCGCUUCAACCGCCGAGCCAACGCCACAGGCUCGGUGUCGUACAUGGGCAGCAGCUUCGGCGGAGGGAUGAACGGCAACAGCGGAGGGGGCAGUGGCAGCGGUGGGGCAGGGAGCAUGGCGAUAUCCGCGUUUGGGGCGCACUGCUUCACGUGGGAGGAGAUGAGGGAGGCUACUAGCGACUUUGCACCUGCUAAUGUCAUCGGCAAGGGAGGGUUUGGACAGGUGAGAUCUCUUCUCCCUUUUUCUCUGCACUUCUCUCGUUCCUGGCCUUCUUUUUGGCCAAAUGUGAUCCACAGUGAGGGGGGUUCCGGCGGCUCGAAGAAUGCGAUGCAGCAACUGCCACUCUGCCUGAAAUUCCCACCCAAGAUUCCCGACCCGAUCCGGCUUCCGCAAUCCCCGUCGUCAUCGCACCAGCAGCGGGACUUUCCACUCCCAAUCAGCUGUGUUCCGCAGGCAGUUGGAGAGCGGGCAUAUGGUGGCGGUGAAGCGGAGUUUGUCACCGAGGUCGAGCUGCUCACGCGCCUGCACCACCGCCACCUCUCAUCCUUCCGUCCCCUCCCUCCUCCGAUUCCCUUCCUCUCCCUCCCUCUCCCACUCCCCACCCCCACCUCUCCCACUCCCCUCUCCCACUCCUCUCCCACUCCUCUCCCACUCCCCUCUCUCUCCUCCCUCUCCCACCACCCUCCCUCCCUGCAAACCAGGGCGAGAAGGAGUUUGUCACCGAGGUCGAGCUGCUCACGCGCCUGCACCACCGCCACCUCUCAUCCUUCCUUUCCCCUCCCUCCUCCCAUGCCCUUCCUCUCCCACCCUCUCCCACUCCCCACCCCCACCUCUCCCACUCCCCUCUCCCACUCCCCUCCCACUCCUCUCCCACUCACCUCCCUCCCUUCCCCCUCCCACUACCCUCUCUCCCUGCAAACCAGGUGUUCCGUGGGCAGUUGGAGAGCGGGCACAUGGUGGCGGUGCAAGCGGCUGGACGUGGGGUCGGACCAGGGCGAGAAGGAGUUUGUCACCGAGGUCGAGCUGCUCACGCGCCUGCACCACCGCCACCUCGUCUCCCUCAUCGGGUUCUGCGAGGAGGACGACCAGCGCCUCAUGCUGGUUUAUGAAUACGUGCCCAAUGGCACGCUGCGGCAUGCACUGCAUGAUGCUGACAAGGCUCGGGAAAUGACCUGGAACCUUCGCCUCAGGGUGGCGUUGGGAGCAGCCAGAGGAAUCGAGUACCUGCACCGAGGCGCCCUGCCACCUGUCAUCCACCGCGACAUCAAGACGACCAACAUACUGCUGGACUAUCAGAUGAACGCCAAGGUGGCGGACUUUGGGCUGUCCCGCCUGGCCCAGCAGGCUGUCAGCGGCACCCACCUGGACCUCAUUAGUACCAACGUCAAGGGCACCAUGGGCUACCUGGACCCAAACUACUACACGAAGCAGCAGCUGACGGAGAAGAGCGACGUGUACAGCUUCGGGGUCAUCCUGCUGGAGCUCAUCUCCGGCAAGGUCCCCAUCUGGAUGGAACCCCGCGCUCCCCCUGCUGCUGCCGCUGCCGCUGCUGCUGAUGCUGCUGGCGCUGCUGGUGAUGCUGGUGAUGGCGGUGCUACUCCUGGCGAAGGCAGUUCUGGUGAUGACAGUGCUGCUGGCGCUGCUGCUGGUGCUGCUGCUGGCGGCGAUGGUGGAGGAGGAGGAGGGGUGGAGGAGAGGCAGCUGCAUGACAUGGAUAGUGACGAUGAUGAUGAGGACGACGAUGAGGAUAGGCUCAUGAACCUGGUUGAAUGGGCAUCGCCGCGCAUAGAGGCGGGGCGGGUGGACGUGGUGGCAGCGAGGGAGCUGCAGGAGGCGUCAGAGGCGGUGCUGCAGUCCAUGCAGGCCGUGGGGGAGCUCGCCCUCGCUUGCCUUGAGAUGCAGGCGCGCAACCGCCCCACCAUGUCGCAAGUCGUCCGCCAGCUCGAAGAGAUCCAGCUGGCGCUUGCAGAAGAAGACGAAGACGCCGCCCAGAUGCUACCCAUCUCCACCGCCUCCCCGUCAGCAGUAGCAGCAGCCAACUUGGGGACCUCCCUCAUUGCAUCCGGCAUUCCCCCGCCGCUCCCUCUGCCCACGGUGGACGAGGAUGCUUCAGCGGACUUCUCCCACCCCAGUGCAGCCAGCAACAGCAAUGUGUCGGCUUCCAACCGUGCCUCGCCCCGCAUCUCCCCUCGCAGUCCCAGCAACGGGGUCGAUGGUGCUGGUUCUGGUAGCUUCACCUCCCCACGCGGCCCCCACAAGCCAGAAGGGAGUGCUGGUGCUGCUGCUGCUGGUGCUGGUUUUGGUGUUGGUGCAAUCAAGUCACCUCGUACUCUCAUCACCUCGCCUCGCUCCCCUGCCGCGCUCAAUCGAACCUCCUCCCUCCCCUCGCCUUCAUCUUCCCACCCCCCCGCCCUCUCCCCCAAAUCGGCACUCUCUCCCUCGUCCAAGCCUGCAGCCUGGGCCAAUCAGUGCUGGCCACGUGGCACAGGGAGCAGGCCCGGCAGCAGCAGCAGCAAGGGCAAGGAGAAGGGAGCUGGUGCUGCUGGGGAGAAUGGCAUGCAGGUGCAGGAGGGGGAGCGAAUGGAGGAAGUGGAGCUGGGGCAGGAGGGGGAGCAGGUGGAGAUUCAGAGCCCUAUAAUAGAGUCGGACCAGGCACCGCUCAAAUCGGCCAAGUACCUCUCCAGUGGCCCAUUGUUGUAG
Closterium sp. Naga37s-1 is the source of this 4835-nucleotide messenger RNA. The record is from the annotation of a GenBank genome assembly. Lineage: Eukaryota; Viridiplantae; Streptophyta; Zygnematophyceae; Desmidiales; Closteriaceae.